AUGUCUAACAUUCAACCAGAUUCUGCAUUUUUAGAUUUUUUGAAAACUGUUAGAGGAUCAAGUGAUAAUAAAAAACUACAACAAUCAUCAUCAUCAAUUAUUAUCAAAACUGAUAGAUCAUCACCUGGAGAGAAAAGAUUAGCUUCUGAAGCUAUUGAAAACAAUGAGGAAGGUUUAAAAAGAAUCAGAACUAGUUCCAGUGAAGUCAGUAAAUCCCUGGCAUUCGGUGAAGCUAUAUUUGAUAAAGAACCUUCUCAUCGUAUUGGUUUUCUUGAUUUACAAAAAUUGGAAUAUGCUGCUAAAACUCUUCAAAAAAAUGUUGCAACAAUUUUACAAUCUGCCCCAGAUUAUUAUGAAUUAUUAAAAGUAAUUAAUUCAACUGAUGUUGAUAGUUCAACAAGAAAUGAAAUUAAAACAAGUGAAUUAAUGUCAUUAGCUUCUAAAUUAAAAUCAAAACAUAAAUUGGGUCAAUUACCUAUCUUGGAUCAAAUUUUUACUAAUGAAAUUAAUGUUACUGAUGAAGAUCAAGAAGAAUUAGCUAAAAUGGAUGCUAGUAGUUCAAAAAGUGUUGUAUAUAAUGUCCCACGUAGUGCAACUGAUGAAAUUUCAAUUACUGGUAUUAAUAAUGAUUUACCACCACUUCCAAAAAUUAAUGAUGUCAGUUUAUAUGAAAAAGUAUUUGUUCAUAAAUCGGGAAUUAAUAAUAGAACUUAUUUAGGGACUGAAACAUUAGUUCAAAGACAUAAUGAAAGAUUAGAAUUUUUAGGGGAUUCUGUUUUAAAUAAUUUAGUCACAUUAAUAAUUUUUAGAAUUUUCCCAGCUUGUGAUGAAGGUCAAUUAUCAAGAAUAAGAUCAGAUUUAAUUAAUAAUAAUACUUUAAGAAAAUUAGCUUUCCAAUAUGGAUUUGAUAAAAAAUUAAGAACUAAUUUUGCCUCAGAUCCAUUAAAACCUACUGAUCUGAAAAUAUACGCUGAUGUUUUUGAAGCUUAUGUUGGUGCUUUAGCUGUCGAAAGAGGAUUAAAUGUUCAAGAUAUUCAAGAUUGGUUAGAAAAAUUAUAUGAACCACAACUUAAUGUUUUCAGACGUAAAUAUCUUAAAACUCCUGUUGAUAGAGAUGCUAAAUCACAAUUGUAUGCAGUUAUUGGUAGAGCAGAUUUACGUCCAGUUUAUGAAAUUGUUGCAACUGGUGAUGGUAUAAAUACAGAUUUUGUUGUUGAUUGUAAAAUGAAUGGAGAAUUUUUAGGUCGUGGUAUUGCUCAAAACUCAAAAGAUGCAGGUUUAAAUGCAGCAGCAAAUGCUUUAGAAAAUACCUCAGUAUUAGAAAAAUAUGCAUUAGAAAGAGCAGAAAUUGAAAAACCAGUAAGAUUACAAAGAAAAGAAAGAAAUGAGUUAAAAAGAUUAGAAAAAUUAAAAAAAUUAGAAGAAUCAAAGAAUGGUAGUCAAGAUGGUGAAAAUGAAGAUGGUGAAAAUCAAGAUAAAGCUUCGGAAGAAGAAAAACCAUUUGUACCAGAUUCUCCAAUUCAUACUGAUUUAUUUCCAAUUGAAGUUUAUGAUGACAUUGAAUUAAAACCAGAUGCAAAAAAUAAAUUAUAUGCAUUAAUUGGUUCCAAGACAGGAACAAAACCAGAGUAUUUAGUUACUCAAAAUGAAUUUGGAAAAUUCACUAUUAAUUUAAAAAUUAGAGAUUUACUCAUUGGUACUUCUGUUGAUACUUCAAAAAAGAGAGCAAUGUCAAAAGUUGCAAAUGCAUUAAUGAAUGAUGAAGCAGCAUUAAAAGAAUUAUGUAAAAGAUUUUAG
Molecule: messenger RNA, 1797 nt
Organism: Lodderomyces jiufengensis
Lineage: Eukaryota; Fungi; Ascomycota; Pichiomycetes; Serinales; Debaryomycetaceae
Gene: DCR1
Product: ribonuclease III
Exons: 1
Coding region: 1-1797 (598 amino acids)
Biological process (GO): rRNA processing; regulation of gene expression; primary miRNA processing
Cellular component (GO): nucleus
Molecular function (GO): double-stranded RNA binding; ribonuclease III activity
Source: RefSeq, a predicted model, not a curated record